AGUCGUUGUUCUGGUGAACUCCAGGUGAAAAAUGGAAGAAAAUGGAGAGCUGUUGAUCACUGGGCAUUUCUAAGAACAGAGAGAACAUCAGCAUCUGUGUGCGAGAAUCUGAAUUGUGGAUCCCACGUUUCAUCGACAACUAAACAACUUCCAAGAGAAAAGCCACUUUUAAGUAUUAGGUCUCCCUGCUUAGAUACAUUUCCACUAAAUAUUGAGGAAUGUUUGUAUUACGAUAUAAUGAGCAGCCACACGGUGGAAAUCACCUGCUCAGACUCUGUCAGGCUGGAGAACGGAUCCAGUCGGUGUUCAGGCAGGCUGGAGGUGAAGUCCAACAACUCGUGGUCCUCCGUGUGUGAAGAUGACUUUGACCUGCUGGAUGCAGAGGUGGUCUGUAGGGAGCUGGGCUGUGGGGCUCUUUCAGUCCUCCAGGGGGCGCUCUAUGGAGAAGCAGAAGCUCCAAAGUGGAACAAAGAGUUUCUCUGUGAAGGUCAUGAGUCUUCUCUCCUGGACUGCAACCACGCCAGACUAGAGAGAAGCUCCUCAUCGGACAAAGUUGUUGACCUCACCUGUUCAGGAAUCAUCCGCCUGGAGGGACACGUCAGUCACUGUGCUGGAACACUGGAGAUGUUUUACGGUGGAGAAUGGGGACCAGUAGCUGCUUCUAACUGGAGCCGGGACUCCGCCUCUGCAGUGUGCGCUCAGCUGGGUUGUGGUUCUUCUCUGUCUACUAGAAGCAAAGACAACUUCCUGAACAGAUCAGUGUGGUGGAUCCAGCCUCCGUGUGGCCCAUCACUGGAAGACUGUAAUAUUAUGCGUUGGGAUGAUCAAAGCCAAUCUACUCUUGAAAUAAUCUGUUCAGUCUCUGUGGUCGGUUUGAUGAUCCGUUGGGUUGUCGUCUCGGUGGGUUUGAUGGCGAUGAUCCUCGUAACCUGCUUCUACGCCACGAAAAGCAGACGGAGAACACGAGAGGAACCGAGACGUUCCUGAUGGUUCUGGUUCUGGAGGCUGUACAGAGGAGAGGACUGCAGUGUGAAGGAAAGAAUGAAGAGUCCAGGCUGCAGCUGUAGAACUCUGCAUUACAUUACCAAUAGAUUCAAUAAGCAGCAAUAUUAACAUUUGACCCCAAACAAUAUUAAAGAUUAAACUAAUGAGUAAAGUAGCUCA
Molecule: messenger RNA, 1164 nt
Organism: Oryzias latipes (Japanese medaka)
Lineage: Eukaryota; Metazoa; Chordata; Actinopteri; Beloniformes; Adrianichthyidae
Source: RefSeq, a predicted model, not a curated record